GUAAUGUCAAUUUGACAUUUGUGACGGGUCGGGUUGCGGGUUAUUACAUUUCCACAGACUAGAAUUUCUUCAAAAUAAAAAUCCUGACAAGCGGCUUUAAAUUCCGCCUUUUCACGCAAUAAUGGCCACCAACAUCUCAAAAGUUCCACUCCUGCGAGCCAUCGCGGCUCGCGGCUUCGCAACUUCACCAGCCCCCGUGAGCGGAACCACCACCUACGAAGUCAAAAAUACCACCCUACCGAACCAUGUAGUGGUGGCUUCAGCCGACAACGAAGCCUCCCUGUCACGAAUUUCCAUCGUCUUUAGGGCUGGCUCCCGCAACGAAACCCCUGAAAACACCGGCGUCACUCACACACUACGCAUCAGCGCCGGAUUGUCCACCAAAAACGCGUCACAGUUUGCCAUCAUUCGCAACAUUCAACAAGCGGGGGCAAACUUAACUUGCACGUCAGACCGCGAAAUCGUCGCUUACACUCUAGAAGGAACACGACAAGCCGUGGAGAAAACUUUACCUUUCCUCACAGAAGUGGCAACUAGGCAGAUUUUCAAACCGUGGGAAGUGUCAGACACCGUGCCCCGACAGCGGCUUGAGCUGGCAAUUCGCCCUCCACAGCUGAGGGCCGUCGACUUGCUGCACAAAGCCGCCUUCCGUCGCGGUCUCGGCAACUCCCUCUACAGCGCCAAGUACCACCUAGGCAACAUCUCCUCCGAGACUUUGCAACACUACGUCGCUACGAACUUCACCGCGGGUCGCGCUGCAGUCGUCGGUUUGGGAGUGGACCACUCACAGUUAGUACAGUACGCCCAAAGUCUGUCUCUGGAGGGCGGCGAGGGCUCCACCCCCGCGUCUCCAUACAUCGGGGGCGAAAUCCGAUCCGACAAAGCCGGGGCGCUUGCGUUUAUUGCCAUCGCUGGUCAAGGCGCUGGCCUGAAAGACGCCAAACAGGCCCUCGCGUUCGCCGUUUUGCAAAGAGCGCUGGGUGUGGGGCCCCAGGUUAAAUGGGGGGCUGUGGACAACGGCGCUUUGAGCAAAGCCGUGGGCAGCGCCAUCAACGACCAGUUCGCCAUAGGCGCAAUAAACGCAAGCUACAGUGACACGGGGCUCUUUGGGGCGCUGAUUGCCGCGCCUGCGGCUUCAGCCGGGAAGUUGGUACAAGCGGCCGUCAAGGUUCUAAAAGGGGGUAAUUUGACAGAUGCUGACGUUAAUAGAGGGAAGAAUCAGCUGAAGGCGGCGAUUCUUUUGGAUAAUGAGAGCGGGUCGGAGGCGAUCGGGCUCUUGGGGACGCAGGCGGCGCUUGUGGGGGCAGCCAAAUCGCCGAGUCAGUUGGCAGCCGAAGUGGAUUCGGUUAGUGCAGCGGAUGUGAAUGCGGCUUUGAGGAAAGUAGGCGGGAAGCUGUCAAUAGCGUCGUACGGCAAUUUGGGCACCAUACCCUACCUGGAUGAACUAAAGUAAAUGGUAGUUUAUUAAAGUAACUUAUUUUUUUUCUGUAUACAUUAUUACGUGUAAAAAAUAUUUACUUCAUUAUACAAGUUGAAGAUU
Zophobas morio is the source of this 1540-nucleotide messenger RNA. RefSeq names its product cytochrome b-c1 complex subunit 2, mitochondrial (gene UQCR-C2). The transcript is spliced from 5 exons. NCBI's taxonomy places the organism in Eukaryota, Metazoa, Arthropoda, Insecta, Coleoptera, Tenebrionidae. The record is from RefSeq and is a predicted model, not a curated record. Gene Ontology annotation, molecular function: metal ion binding. Gene Ontology annotation, cellular component: mitochondrion. The coding region runs from base 122 to 1453 and encodes 443 amino acids.